Messenger RNA from Adineta ricciae, 2013 nucleotides. The record is from the annotation of a GenBank genome assembly. NCBI's taxonomy places the organism in Eukaryota, Metazoa, Rotifera, Eurotatoria, Adinetida, Adinetidae.
AUGUCGCCAUUGACUGCACCACGUUUUUCGAUAUCACCCUAUUUUGCUGCAUAUGAUCCAGCUAAACCGGCACCGGUUAUCACGAAAACUAUAAAAUUUCUUUCAUGUAUCAUUGAUUAUCAUCUAGGUUCGUUCGGUAUCUAUCAAAUUUCCGUUUUUCUCGUCCUUGGCCUUCUUGCUGUCGUCCCAUCGAUGGUCGCUUUUUCCUAUGAUCUCAAUGUUGGUGCACCUGAUCAUCGCUGUCGUCUAUCAGUGAACGACACAUACAAUACUAUACAUGAACAACAUUUUACGAAUUUCUUGUCGAAAUCGAUUGAUUAUGCUGAAAAGUGUACUAUGCCUACGAGUCAUUCUUCAUCAGAUCGACAACCUUGUGUCAAUGGUUGGGUGUUCGAUAUGAGGAAAUAUGGUACCACACUUACCACUGAAUUAGAUCUUGUAUGUGAUCGAUUUCAUUUGCGAGCAUUGACACAAAAUAUCUAUUCGGCUGGCACGGCCGGAUCGAUUCUUACUGGUAUUCUAUCGGAUCGUUGGGGUCGACGGAAAACGAUUUAUCUACUUGUUCUUAUCUUACUUCUUGCAUUGAAUAUAAUGCAGUUUUCAUUGCAUUCUCGUACCCAUAGACUUCUUCUGUUUACAAUAUGUCGAUUUUUUCAAGGCUUCGGAACAACAUUUCACUCUGUGUCACUUGUUCUUCUUUCGGAAUUAACCGGACCGCGACGACGUGUUCUCGCUGCUAAUACACUUGCUUAUUCAUUUGCAUUAGGUCAAAUCAUCUUAGCUAUUAUAGCGAAACAGUUCAAAAAUUACAAAUUAACAUACUGGGCAUUAACUUUAUAUGUUUUACCAUUUGUAUGUAUCUACAUACUUAUACCUGAAUCACCCCGAUGGCUUAUUCGACGCGGUCGUGUACGAGAAGCACGAAAAGUUUUAGAACGAAUUUUCCUUAUUAAUCGUCGACGUAUACACGAUCGAUUAGAAUUAUUUUAUUCCGAUUUGCCGACUGAUGUCGUUGCAGCAAGAGAAGCCGAACGCAAAAGUCCGACUUAUUUGAACGUAUUAAAACGACUGUGUCGAUCGAAAUUAAUGAGAAAACGAUGUUUACUUCUGAUCGGUGUUUGGGCUGCCGCACUUUCAGUCUAUCUCGGUAUCAGCAGUGCAUUGACAGUACUUACAAAUCGGCCCCAUGAAUUACUCAUAGCUGGUGCUUUUAGCGAAAUGAUCGGUCUCGGUGUUUGUCAUGCACUUGCAUCCCGUGUUGAACGACGCCGUCUUCUAAUUGUAUGCUUUAUUGCUACGGCAUUAGCUUCAGCUCUUGUGCCAGUCACUCGAGAUACUCAACCGCAUAUCAGUAUUUUGUUUGCUCUUCUUGCAAAACUGACCACAUCUUCAUGUCAAAUGUUGAUUGUUGUUUACACGACUGAAACCUAUCCCACAGCUCUUCGUUCUACGGGCGUCGGUCUAUCAGCAUGUAUAGCUCGUCUUGUUUCCAUGAUUGGCCCGCAACUGUCUGCUACUCAAUAUUCACUCUGGUUUCCAUUGCCGUACGUUGUCUAUUCGAUAGCAUCAUGUCUAGCAGCUUUGGCUGCUUCUCAAUUACCACCAAUACAUUCACCGUGUAAAUUACCUGAAACGGUUCAUGAAGUAGAAAAACAACAUGUACAAGUGACAUUUGCCGUUGCUUCACCAACGCGAACCAUCACUGAACGAAGACCUUCGUCAGCAUUGAUUCGAGAUUUAACUUUAACGAAACCAAAUUCAUCAUCAAUUAUUCCUGACGCGCCACCAUCGUCGAAUCUACGACGGCACUCAACAGUUGUCAGUUUAGCUCGACAAAAAUCUCGAACUACUCGUCUUCCAACAAUAACUGAUAUGAAUGAAGAUGAAGAUGAUAUCAAGUCAAAUGAACAACAAUUGAUCUCGGCGAUAUCACGAAUUAGUUCAUUACCAACCAAUCUAUUUGCACUUCGACGAAAUAGUAGCACUUCUAUUGUUCCCGUUCAUAAUAUGUAA